Silurus meridionalis is the source of this 1181-nucleotide messenger RNA. Its product is annotated as trace amine-associated receptor 13c-like. The transcript has a single exon. Gene Ontology annotation, molecular function: trace-amine receptor activity. Gene Ontology annotation, cellular component: membrane. NCBI's taxonomy places the organism in Eukaryota, Metazoa, Chordata, Actinopteri, Siluriformes, Siluridae. Gene Ontology annotation, biological process: G protein-coupled receptor signaling pathway. The record is from RefSeq and is a predicted model, not a curated record. Bases 141 to 1181 code for a protein of 346 amino acids.
GAUGGCCUUAUUUAUUGAUUCUAAAGCAAAUAUAAAUGCUACUGCAGGGAAGUGAGUAUAUCAUAUAGAAAUCUUUGUUACUGGACAUCAACAGCAGGUCCCAAUUUUUCCAGAUGCGUUUAACAGAUUCAUGUUAAAAGAUGCAAGAAACCCUAAAUUUAUCUUUACUGGAAGAAACAUAUUUUGAAGAGUACUGUUUUCCUGAUUCUAAUAGCUCUUGUUCAAAAGCUUCUUACCAUGUAACUAUUAAGACUGUGUUAUAUUUUAUACUGGUGUUUGCAAUGACCAUUACAAUUCUAGGGAACUCUGUGGUCAUCAUCUCCAUAGCUCAUUUUAAACAACUUCAUACACCUACAAACAUUCUGGUGAUGUCUCUGGCACUGGUGGAUCUGCUUCUGGGAAUCACGGUCAUGCCGUUCAGCAUGAUCAGGUCUGUGGAUGGCUGCUGGUACUACAGUGAAGAAUUCUGUUUUUUACACUCUAGUUUUGACAUGUGCCUCACUGGUGCAUCAAUUUUCCAUCUGAUUUCUAUUGCAAUUGAUCGAUAUCAAGCUGUUUGUUAUCCACUUCAGUAUCCGACAAGAGUGACAAUACCUGUUGCAUGGUUUAUGGUAGCUGUGAGUUGGACUGCAUCUGUUGUCUACUCUUACACACUCCUUUAUUCAAAAGCAAACGUGGAGAAAUUAGACGAUUAUAUUGCAUCUAUAAGUUGCCUGGGAUAUUGUGGCCUUUUGUUCAAUGCACUAUGUGCAGCAUUGGAUGCAUGCAUUUGUUUCUUUCUACCAUGCUUUGUUAUGUUUUGUCUGUAUGCACAAAUAUUUUUUAUUUCCAAGAAACAUGCAAGAAAAAUUGCAGCUGUCAAGCAGAGCAAAAAUGACAUGAGCUUAAACAAGAUCUUGCAAAGAGUGAAACAUGAGAACAAAGCAGCAAAAACUCUUGGUAUUGUUGUAGGUGCCUUCAUUUCUUGCUGGAUGCCAUAUUUUCUUACCUCUCUACUCGACCCUUUUAUUAACUUUGCCACCCCGUCAGUUCUUUAUGACGUCUUUGUCUGGUUGGGUUACAUUAAUUCAACUUUAAACCCAAUCAUAUAUGGCCUUUUUUAUCCGUGGUUCAGAAAAACACUGUAUCUCAUUGUUACACUAAAAAUAUUUGGUUCACAUUCUUCUAAUAUGAAACUGUAA